Messenger RNA from Drosophila grimshawi, 3212 nucleotides. RefSeq names its product zinc metalloproteinase-disintegrin-like berythractivase. Gene Ontology annotation, molecular function: metalloendopeptidase activity. Lineage: Eukaryota; Metazoa; Arthropoda; Insecta; Diptera; Drosophilidae. Bases 53 to 2998 code for a protein of 981 amino acids. The record is from RefSeq and is a predicted model, not a curated record. Gene Ontology annotation, biological process: membrane protein ectodomain proteolysis. The transcript is spliced from 7 exons.
AACAUUACUGCAAUUGCUCUAGAUUCUUAAGAUUCGAGCGAGACAGUAGAAAAUGCCUUUUCCUCUUUCCCAUUUAAAAUUACAGUUGCAGCAACAACAGCUGCCGUUGCAGUUGCCAUUGCCGUUGCCUUUUGUCCUGUUGUUGCUAUUGCUCAACAUAUGCUUGCAACAACACAUCGUUCUCGUCACAGCUGACAACGCGGAGUCAAAAGCACACAUUGGUGACUAUUUUCCUGCCCUUAAUGAGUUUUCAACUCACACUGUGAUACGCCCCCAAGUGCAACAUGGACGCACUAAGCGCAGCCUGCAAAGCACUCUGGAUGCAACGGAUGGUCUGCAUGCGCCGAGCUUAUCACUGAGCUACACGCACCAAGGACAACGCAUCCAAAUCGAACUGCAGCGCAACGAUCGCCUCCUCCCCGAAGCCCACUUCCUGCGCUAUCAGAAUGCCAGCAACCAGCUGGAAGGCGACUCCGGCUAUGUGGUGCGCAAUUUUACCAAGACUGACGUUGAUUUAUGCCAUUAUCAGGGACACAUACGCGGACGGCCAGAUUCAAGUGUGGCACUAGCCACCUGCGAUGGCGCACUGAAUGGGGUUGUCUUCGAUGGCCAGGACACGUAUUUCAUUCACCCACACAGCAAUGGCAGCGGACGGCUGCAGGAUGACCAUUAUCUGCUCAGACACGCGGACAUGUUGCAGCAGAAUGCCACCUGUGGCUACGAUAGCCAUACUGACAACCACAGUCCACACGAGCAGAGCGGGAUGGAACAUAAGCAGGAACAGGAGCAGGAGUCAGAGCAAGAACCAGAGCAGGAGCUGAAGCAGCUAAAGCUGCCACAUCGCUUGGAUGGCGGCGAAAUCAAACGCAUGCUGAGACGCCAGCGACGCCACACGGAUGAGAGUCAACUGAUACGUGGUCCAUACAAUGCCGACAAGUAUUCCAGCUAUGUGGAGCUGGUGAUUGUCGUGGACAACAAGGUGUACAAGCAUUUCGGUGAGAAUACCAAGCGAGUGCAUCAGCAUUGCAAGGAUCUGGCCAACAUUAUCAACGCCCUCUAUGAGCCGCUGAACAUCUUUGUGGCUCUUGUGGGAGUUGUCAUCUGGAAUGAAUCGAAUGAGAUUAAGGUAUCCUACAAUGGCACAUUGACGCUGAGACACUUCAUUAACUAUCGCAGAACAAAGCUGAUGGCAGAUCAUCCCAACGACCAUGCACAGCUGCUGACCAAGGAGAAAUUUGCAGACAGCGUGGUGGGCAAGUCCCCUAAAGGAUUAAUUUGCUCGUAUCAUAGCUCCGCCGGUUUCACCAGGCUACACAGUCCGGUUCUGGCAGUGGUUGCGACCACAAUGGCGCAUGAGAUGGGCCACAAUUUCGGAAUGGACCACGACACGGACGAUUGCCGCUGUACGGACGAGAAGUGUUUAAUGGAUGAUUCGAGUACGGCCGUGGUGCCGGUGCACUGGAGCAGCUGCAGCAUCGAUCAGUUGACCAUUGCCUUCUCGCGUGGUGUGAACUAUUGCCUGAGGAAUAAACCCACCAAGCUAUUCGAAUCGCCGCAGUGCGGCAAUGGAUUCGUAGAGCCCGGCGAGCAGUGCGACUGUGGUUUGCCCACCCACUGUGAGAAUAGCUGCUGCAAUGCCCACACCUGCAUGCUACACAUCAAUGCCUCCUGUGCCACGGGCGAGUGCUGUGAUCUCGACACAUGCCGGCCCAAGCUGCCGGGCAGCGCUUGCAGACCCUCGGAGAACGAAUGCGAUCUGCCCGAGUACUGCACCGGCGAGUCGGAAUACUGCCCGGCAGAUGUGUUUCGUCGUGACACGGAGCCAUGCGAUAAUAAUCAGGCGUACUGCUUCCAGGGCACUUGUCGGUCGCAUGCCAGUCAGUGCCGCAUCCUGUGGGGACCCUCGGGCGACAACGCGGCGCACUGCUAUAAGCACCACAAUGAGCAAGGCUCGAUAAUGGGCAACUGUGGCUACGAUCUACUCAAUGAUAGCUUUGUGAAGUGCACGCCGGAGAAUGUUCUAUGUGGAAUGCUGCAGUGCAUCCAUUACAAUGAGAAACUCGAAUUUGGCAUUGAAUUUGCUGAACCAUUUCAGUCAUAUGCCACCGAAUACCAUAAUGUAUACGUCUGCCAUACGGCGUUCUUUAAGUUCGGCCAACAGAUCAUCGAUCCUGGGAUGACGCCCAAUGGCGCCAAGUGUGGUGAUCAGAAAAUGUGCUACAAUCAAACGUGCCUGGCUCUGGAGCGAGUGCGCCAACUAGGCAUGGUUGCCAGCUGUCCACAAGACUGCAACGCCAACGGUGUCUGCAACAGCCGGGGGCAUUGCCACUGCGACGUAGGAUUCGGCGGUGAGGCAUGCAACAAACUCGGACUCGGUGGCUCCGUGGACAGUGGACCAGUCACAAAUCCAAGCAACCAUCUGAGCAUCUCGCGUUUCUUCUACAUUCUGUUCUUCCUUGUGUUGCCCCUGUUGGUCAUCAGCUGCCUUCUUUAUCGCUGCCUGUUGCUGAAAACCAAGCCUUACGCCUGUGGAGGACUCGCUAAGAAUAAGUACGUAUCGAAAUCCACGCUCAGCAGGAAGAACAGCAGUAUUAGAAGGAGCUGCAGCCGCAUCAGUAUUAGUGACAUCUCGAACCCAGCAUUCUGUUUGGCCACCGUCUCCUCCGCAACAAUUACUAACACACACGCAACCCUGCCACAUUUUAAGUCCAGUCCGUGCACUCCUAUCGCAGUGCAUCCACCUGUUAUGCCUAAAAGUCACUCCAGCAGCGAGUUGAAGCAUGCGCCUCUCUUGCUCUCAACGCCACAACUUGCGGAUUUCGAACCAAAGUCAUCACAGCCAGUCCCAUUCCACAACAACCAUAAUAAUAAUACUAACACAAUGCAAUGCAGGAUGGGCAUUGAGGCUCCACGUCUGCAUGCAACCACAAAUCCAUUGGCGCCCACCGAGGGCGCCCAAUUUAUGCAGAGCGACCCUGCGAGUGUGCCCAAAAGCUAACAAUACCAAUAAUAACAAUAACCACAAUAACCACAACUACAACAAUACCAACAUACACAACAAAACUGCCCCAAUCUUUGAGCAUGUUAAGAAAAGAAGACUCUUUGCAUGUUGCGUUCUCAUUUUACUUUAUAUGUUAUCUUAUAUGUUUUAUAUAUUAUCUAAGCAUGCAAAAGCACCCAUAGAAUAAGGAUACAAAUAUAUGUAUUUAAUA